This is a messenger RNA of Salmo salar (Atlantic salmon), 1441 nucleotides long. Its product is annotated as hepatic triacylglycerol lipase. Gene Ontology annotation, molecular function: apolipoprotein binding; lipoprotein lipase activity. Lineage: Eukaryota; Metazoa; Chordata; Actinopteri; Salmoniformes; Salmonidae. The record is from RefSeq and is a predicted model, not a curated record. Gene Ontology annotation, biological process: lipid catabolic process.
UGUGUGUAUGUAGGAUUACCUGGGAGUCUGUGUCGACACCAUGGCUCUGGUCCAGGUGCUCAGAGUCCUGUGCUGCCUGCUGCUCACUUAUCACCUGGGUGAUGCCAGGAAAAUCAAGGGAAGUGGAACAGAUGAGUUGGACCCGAAGCCUGUCCUGAGAAUUAAGAUGCCUCACAUUACCAGCACAGUCUUCAAGCUCUACUCUGAUGGUGCUAGAGACAUAGAGGACUGGUGCACGGUGGAGGCUUUCAGACCUCAUACUCAGACCUCCUGUGGUUUCAACAGCAGUCAUCCUCUCAUCAUUAUCAUGGUCGGUACGAUAAACGCUCUGAUGGAGAGCUGGGUGCCCGUUCUUGCUUCUGCUCUGAAGACCAGUCUUGGAAAUGUCAAUGUGAUCGUCACUGACUGGCUUUUACAGGCCAAUAUGAACUACCCUAACGCAGCCCAGAACACUAGGGCAGUGGGGAAGGACAUAGCAUUCCUGCUACAGUGGCUGCAGGAGUUUUACCAGUUUCCUGCAGAGAAAGUUCAUCUGAUUUGAUACAGUCUUGGUGCUCACAUCUCUGGAUGCUACCUGGGAGGAUCUGGAAAGAUUGGACGAAUCACUGGUCUGGAUCCAGCAGGUCCCCUGUUUGAGGGCAUGGCAGCAUCAGACAGACUGUCCCCUGAUGAUGCCCUCUUUGUGGAUGCCAUCCACACCUACACUCAAGAACGCAUGGGGCUGAGUGUGGGCAUCAAGCAGCCUAUGGCACAUGUUGACUUCUACCACAACGGGGGUGACUUCCAACCAGGAUGCCACCCUUUCCAGAGCUUAAUGGAACAUAUUGCCUUGCAUGGAAUCAAUGGUUUUGAGCAGACAGUGAAAUGUGCCCAUGAGUGUUCAGUCUACCUGUUCAUCGACUCCCUUCUGAACAAAGACAAGCAGAUCAUGGCCUGCAGAUGCAGUGAUGAUAACGCCUUUGAGAAGGGUACCUGCCUGGACUACCGCAAGAACAAAUGCAACACACUGGGCUAUAAUGUCAGGAGGGUGUGCAGUGUCGCCGGCAAGAAGCUCGACAACAAAACCCACUCUUCCAUGUACCAGGUCAGGGUUCAGACACACACUGACGUCAUCAAACCUCCUCUCUCUGUAUUCUCUCUCCUCUCUCUCCUCUCUCAGUCUCUCUCUCUUCCUCUCAGCAUCGAGGAGAUCUCAGGCAAUAAGACAUACACCUUUCUGAUCACCCUGGACUCAGACAUUGGGGACCUGAUGAUGCUGAUGUUCUGCUGGGAGGGGAGUGUUGUGAACAAUAUGUGAAGCGAGAUGCAGACCUUUAACCCCUUGGGCAGUGGGGGAAUGAGGCCCAAGCUCACUGUGGGCAAAAUCCGUGUCAAAGCAGGCGAGACACAAAAUAGGUGGGUAUCCAUCCCUCUGGGGGGCAAGGAGGUCACCCAGCUAUGA